Messenger RNA from Aphanomyces astaci, 4607 nucleotides. RefSeq lists its product as hypothetical. The record is from RefSeq and is a predicted model, not a curated record. Gene Ontology annotation, molecular function: protein binding. The transcript has 38 exons. Bases 47 to 4543 code for a protein of 1498 amino acids. Lineage: Eukaryota; Oomycota; Saprolegniomycetes; Saprolegniales; Verrucalvaceae.
CGAUAAAGUUCCGUUGCCACAACACCAUUUGCUGUGAUCGUUCGAAAUGCACCCUCCACCUAUGGGCCAUUUGGCUCGCGCCGUGUGGCUGCUGGCCAUGGCAUCAGCUUGUGACGUGGGUCAUUAUCCGGCAAGCUUGUCGUCGUCUGAUUGUUUACCCUGCAGCUACGGCACUUGGAACGAUGGGUCACUCGGACAAUGUCAGUUUCCAGUGUCGUGUGGGCCAGGCUCUGAGCCAGCAGGAUACGCCGCGAAUGCUACCGAUUGUUUGCUAUGUGUAUCGGGCUAUUACCAUGACGCUACUGGCACGUCGUUGUGCCAACCACUGCGGUGCCCUCCCGGCUCGGCUAGCACAGUAGUCGGAGCCACGGACGCCACGGACUCUUGCUCUCCUUGCGACGAACGGACGAGCGGAGAAGGCGGCAGCAGUCGCUGUGUGCCGUGUCCCUCCAAUUCGUACGCCCCCGCUGGGUCGACCUACUGCACGCCACUGCAGUGUGCCCCAGGUGCGAUUCCCAACGCCGCGCCGACCUCCACCACUGACUGCACUCCAUGUCCUCGGGGCACGUUUCCUAAUGGCACCGCCGAUUGCGCUGCGCUCCAGUGCGCUGCAGGGCGUGAGCCGCAAGUGCCUGCCACGUCGGUGUCGGAUUGUAGGCCGUGUACUUUGGGCACGUUUUCUCCCGGCGGGGCGGAACCUUGUGCACCUACUGCGUGCUCACUGGGGUCGGUGGCUACUUUAUUGGCUACCGACGCCACAUCUUCUUGUCAGAUUUGCCCCAACGGGACUGUCUCGACGGCGGACAACACGUGUACGCCUUGUGGAGCAGGCACUUACGCGGCCGGCGACACUUGCUUGCCUGCUGACUGUCCCCCGGGCACGUACGCCCCAGCCUUGGGAGUCGAUCCAGUUUCCAGCUGUGUCGAGUGUGCUCGAGGCACGUUUGCAGCAGGGGGUGCAGCCGCGACGUGUACUUCGUUUACUUGUCCUGCGGGCUUUGAACCUAGUGCUUUGGCAGCCAAUGGCGCUGCCUGUGUUCCUUGUCCCCGAGGCUGGUAUUCACACGAAAACACUUCGCUAACAUGCCAGCCAGCGUUGUGUCCACUUGGCAACCAAGCCAAAGAGCAUGCCACGUCCGCCACGGACUGCGAAGCAUGUCCCGCGACUCAAACCUCCGUGGGAGGGGCAGCGCUUUGCGGCGCUCCGAACUGCACUCAGGGAUUCGCGCCAACAGUGGACGGCAGGACGUGUACCCCAUGCCCCCUCGGGACUUUUAGUCCUGGCGAAGGGAUUCCUUGUGAACCCACACAGUGCCCCCCCAGCUCUGUACCUCGGAAGGAUGCUAGCAAUGCGUCGGACUGCGUGCCCUGUGACGACGGCUGGACGAACGAAGGAGGGGUACAACUCACGUGCACCCAGUGCAGCUACGGCGACUUUCGCAACGCUUCCAUGGAAAUUUGUGCCCCGGCCAACUGCGACGAUGGAUGGGAAGCCACGGCUGGCGCGACCCACAGCCGCGACUGCACGAUCUGUCCCCAAGGCACGUACGGCCAGCACAACCGCUGCAGCCCCACCACGUGUGCGCGUCACACCUCUAGUCCAAAGGGUGCCGUGGACCCCACUGCCAACUGCGACGCGUGUGCCCCGGGGUACCUGUCUGCAGGCGGACAGGCCCCGUGCGAGCCCGCGACUUGCGCUCGUGGAUCGGCGUGGCAAAGUGAUUUGGAUGGGUGUGCGUUGUGUCCCGCAGGCACGUUUGGACGAGGCGAAGCCACCCUGUGUGCGCCCAUGGAAUGCCCUCCUGGGUUUAGCUCCACGGUGGUGGGCGCCACCCAUCCAACAGACACGUGCACCCAGUGUGAAAGAGGUUGGUAUGGAACGGGGAGUGGGAUGGCCUGUGCGUUGGUGAAUUGUGCUCCUGGCAGCAUAGCCUCGGAUGGGCCAACAGUUUCCAUCGACGAAUGCACUCCUUGCCAAGCCGGUUCGUUUUCAACGGGUGGCGAGAAUGCACUGAGUUGCGCAGCGUGCCCUGAAGGCACGUACUCGUCCGAAGGUCAGCCUGAUUGCCAUCCGACGGAAUGUUUGCCUGGGUGGAGCUACCACGUGAACGCGACGUCUGCCACCGACUGCGGGCCGUGCGACGUCGGAUUUUCGUCCAACGGGGGCUCGUCGCCUUGCUUUCCGAUCGCGUGUCCGCCUGGCGAGUACGCCACGGAAAGCUCCGCGGAAUGCUCCACGUGUCCUCCUGGCACGUAUUCGGACGGAGACUCGAUUUGCAAGCCGACGGCGUGUGCCCCGGGGUCCGGCGCCGCCGUGGGAGCUACCCACCCCACGUCCAACUGCCAAGUGUGUGGUCGGGGGGAGUUUAGCCUGGGCGACGAUCAACCGUGCACGCCCACCGCUUGUCCUGUCGGCACGGCGUCCAGCGUCGAAGGGUCCGACUUGGAAAAGGGCAACUGCUUGCCGUGCGCCGAAGGGUACUUCAGUGCCGGCGGGGCGGAUCAGUGCAAGCAGGCGCGAUGUCCUGCAGGCGCCUUCUUCCCACUGGGAGCCAAAGAUUCGUUGACUAGCUGCCAAGUGUGUCCUGCUGGCACCUAUAGUGAUGGCACAACCGCGGGGCCGUGCGCCAAUACCACUUGCCCCCCAAGCUCGGCGUCACCCUUGGGGGCCGUCGACCCCAUUGCCCAAUGCCAAGCGUGUACAUUGGGAACGUACAGUCCAGGCGGCACCGUGCCAUGUGUGGACUCCAAGUGUCUGCCUGGGUUUGAACCUGUGGUUAAUAUGACGUCAGCAUCAGACGAAUGCAAAGCGUGCGGUCCUGGGACGUUCUCGGCAGGCGGGACGGAUGUAUGCCGACCCACCUUGUGUGCGCCUGGCACUUCCUCUAACGCUACCAAGGCGUCGCAUGCCACUCGUACGUGCACCGGGUGCAGCUACGGCUGGUUCAGUGCAGGGGGUGCAGCCCAGUGUGCCGCAAUGGACUGCGUUCCUGGUAGCGCGUCCAAUGCAACCCACCCCACUGCAGGUGCAAGUGACUCGAACUCUGCUUGUACAACGUGUCCUGCGGGGUACUACAGCCGCGGACUUGACUCUGCGUGUGCACCCACCACUUGUCCACCAGGCUCUGCUGCACCCAUCGGCAGCACCGACCCACUGGCCGACUGUGUCACCUGCGACGCUGGGUCGUUCAGCCCAGGCGGCACCAUUCCGUGUGCGCCCACCCAAUGUGUCGCUGGAUCUGCCGCGCCUGCGCAGGCCAUCAGUGCCACUGCCAAUUGCUCUCAGUGUGCUGCCGGAACGUUCUCGGAAGGCGGCACCGAGUCGUGCGACCGCCAGACGUCCUGCCCCCAGGGCUUUUCGUCGCCGGCAGGGGCGUCGAGCGCGCAAGGCCAAUGCGCGCUAUGUUUACCUGGGUGGUUUAGCCCAGGCCAAGACCAACCCUGCACCCAACUGGCAUGCCCCGACGGUCAAGGGGCUGCCGAAGGCACCAACAUAUGCCUCGACUGCCCCCCAGGGUACUAUGGCAAUGAUGCAAUCUGCAAACCGAUGGCGUGUCCACUGGGCACCGCCUCCAACGCCGUCGCCGCCACAUCCCCGACCGACACUUGCGUGCUCUGCCCAGCAGGGACGUUUUCUGCUGGCGGGGUCCACCGAUGCCGACCUACGCAUUGCCCAGCGGGAACUGCCUCCCCUGCGGGUGCGGACGUCCCCAUGGGCCAAUGUGCGUGGUGCCCCAGCGGCCACUUUUCCGCCGGUGGAUCCGAUGCCUGUGGGGCUGCCACGUGUCCACCAGGCUCGGCCAUGCCCGCCGGCGCCGCGUCUGCCAGCGACUGCUUUCCGUGUGCGGACGGGUACUACUCUGCCGGCCACUCGACAUCGUGCAUCGCAUGUGCGUGCGACGAGCCCACUCAAAGUUGUUUUCACGGUGCGAACGAAUGUCGCGCUUGCUUGGACCCGUCGGCGGCGUGGCACUCGGACACCAAGACCUGCGUUGGUCCCGAAGCGACCUCCCAAGAGCACGUUGUGCACACCAAGGCGACCAUCGUUGGGCUGCCUCCAUCUUUGUGGAGUCCGUCGCUGACCCAAGCAUGGGCCAAAGUCGUGGCGGAUGUGAUUCCGUCCGCGAAAACGACCCUCGCGUCCGUCGAUGCUGCCACGUCAAUCACCGACCCCCUUGGAGCGACGACGCUGGUGUUGGUCACGACAGUCGCCACUGCCGACGACGCGUCGACGCUUCGGGGUCUGUACGCAUCCAAAGCGUGGCUGGCGUCGCUGCAAGCAGCCGCUCCAUUCCGCAGCCGACUCUCGGCGGUCGUGGCUGAAGACGUAAGUCCUAGCGUUGUUGUGUCGUUGGCUCAAACGGAUUCGAGUGUGAGCACUGGAUUGCGCAACGUGGCGAUGGCCGCGAUAGCCUCUGUGGGUGGUGUAGCGCUGGUGCUGGUCGUGCUCGUUCUCGUGCGGCGACGCCACCACCGAGACGUUGGCGACAAGGCGACAUGCGAGCCCGCGACUGUGCUGGCCAUUAUCUCGGCCAGUCUUUGAGGCUGUUGCAUGUUAACUUGAAAUAUACUACUAGUAUCGUGCAUGUGAACAUUGACAACACCAC